This is a messenger RNA of Syngnathus acus (greater pipefish), 3039 nucleotides long. Its product is annotated as centrosomal protein of 135 kDa-like. The record is from RefSeq and is a predicted model, not a curated record. Bases 1 to 3039 code for a protein of 1012 amino acids. The transcript has 20 exons. Lineage: Eukaryota; Metazoa; Chordata; Actinopteri; Syngnathiformes; Syngnathidae.
AUGGACAGCAACAAAGAUACAAAAUGGUCCAAGCUGAGGGCUCGCCUGCACAUGCUGGGGUACAACGACAACCUUGGAGAAGAGUCCGUGCAACUUGUUGAGCAACUUUUCAGUGAUUUGGUCCACACCACGGAAAGCCUGCGCGAAUCUCAACGAUCAACAGCCAAGUCGGAAAAAGAAAGCCAAAACAGUGAUGUCCGCCUGACACGGGAGCACCAAGAGCUUCACUUUGAGCUCAUGAUGGUGAGGGGUGAAAGAGCCCAGGUGACCAGAGAGUUGAAGGUCUACAUCACGAAGCUGGAAAAUGACGUCACUUUGCUCAAGUCUUUGAACGAGCAGUAUUUGCACGAGUUGCACAGCCUUGAGAAGGACUGCAAAGAAAAGGCCAAGCUCGUCUGUAAACUACGUCGGAAAAAUUUCAGCAAUUGGGUGCAGGCAGUCGGUAAAGUCGCAGGGCUUUGGGUUGGAGUAAACAAUCUGAUAUGUGCAUCGCCGAAUGCUGAUGAUCUGCUGCAGGGGGAACUCACAAACUUAAAAGCAGAGCUGGAAAAUUCUCAAGAGAGCAUACGACACUCAAAUAACCAAAUGGAUGAACUCCAAGAGACCAACAUGGCCCUGGAGCAGAAGCUCAAAUCAGCGCAGCACAAGUCCUCGAGCAAAGUGAUCGAGCUCACCUCGAAGAACCACGAACUGUGUCAAGAGAUCAUGGACAUUCGCAACCUCGCCAAGAUGAUGGAGAUGGAAAAGAAGCAAAAGUUGGAAAAGGCUGAAUUGAAGUUGCAAGAUCUGAAAGAAGCUUAUAACCUAAGGGAGCAGAAUGAAAAAUUUGAGGCAAUGUUGGAGUUUCUGGAGGAAGAGAAUAGCAGGCUGCAGGCCAAAGUGGAGAAGAUGAUGUCUGUUGAGAAAGUCUUGGUUCUGGAGUUGGAGGGUUGGCGGACUAAAUACGGCAUUUGUGGACUGGAAUGGUCGCCAUCGCGUCUGGAUGCCUUUGUCCAGAGUUUGGAAGAAGAAAGGGAUCACUAUCGUCAGGAGGUUGAACACUAUAAGAACAUUCGAGGGAGGAGUCCCGUAAUUGAGCAAAUUCAGCUGAAGCAUGACGACCAGCAACCAGAAACCUCUGCACAAAUCGUCACACUGGAAGGGAAGCUCAGACUGGCAGAAGAAAAAAUUCUGCAUUCAACGACUGAAAAAGACUCACUGAAGGAGGAACUGAAGAUACUUCAGCUGAACCAAGAUGAGCAGCACGCAAACAUCUUUGCGGAAAUUGUAAAACUGGAGGAGAAGCUCAGACUGGCAGAAGAAAAAAUCCACCAGUUGACUGCUGUAAAAGAUUCACUGAAGAAGGAACUUGAGAAUCAACAGCUGAAGCACGAUGAGAAGCACCAAGAAACCUCUGCAGAAACCAUCAAACUGGAACAGAAGCUCAGACUGGCAGAGGAAAAAAUCCAGCAGUUGAUCACUGAAAAAGACUCACUGAAGAAGCUGGAGAACCCGGAGCUGCCGUCACAGGUUCUCGGGCUACGGGAUCGCGACCGGAAUAUGGAACGGCAGAUGGAUGCUCGUCAUGCCGGGCUUCAGGAGACGGCAAGAGAGAGAAUAGCAGUCUCCGGUCUUAGGCAGCAACAAGAGCAGAUUCAAUAUGCGCUUUUGGACCUCCAACAAAUGCUGUCUGUGAAGAACAACGAGUUACUCGCCACUCAUACACAAGUUUCAUUUUUUGCAAAUAUUUUGCUAGAGUCGCUGAGUCAGCAAGUUUACCAGCACAAGCAGGAAGCCGAGAUCCUCCGCAUUUCUUUCUCAGCGUUGAAAAUAAGAAAGGACGUCCUGGAGGAGGAGGUGGUGGCCAAGACCAAGAGACUGGCGGUUCUCCAGGAGCAGCUUGGCAAGAAGGUUGCUUCUGUUAUUUUCACGCCAUCCAUACACAAAGAUGUCACACACAUGGACGUGGAACUGAAAAGCCAGGAGAGGCAGCAGGCCACUCAGAGGUUGCUGGAGACCCAUCAGGAGGCGCUGUUGCAAAUCAGAAGAGACAACGAAUUGAUCAUCGGUGAAUACAGGAGGCUGCAGGACGACGUGGCCGCCAUGACGCAGGAGAAGCAAGUUGCACAUGAAAGGAUGGAGGAGGCUUUGCGUGAGCGGGAGGAGCUCAAACUGAGAGUCCAUUCUUAUGUCAAUAUGGUGUCCAGGAUUGAGAACAUCUUGAAGACAAAGGAUCAGGAGAACCAGGACCUGGCGGAGCGCUUCCGCUCGGACGUGCAGGAGCGGGAGCAGCGGCUGCAGCAGGUGGAGGGAUUUAUCGGUACCGUCCGUAUGGAGCUCCUCUCGUCCGAGACGGAACGGCAACAUCUGCACGAAGUCCUCGGGAAGAACGUGCGGGAGAUUCAGCAGCACAUGCAUGACUUGCAGACGUACAAGGCGCAAGUGGCGACGUUGGCCCAGGAGACGUCUCAACUCGAGGAGGAGGUCCGCGUCCAUCAGGAGGAGAAAGUGACUCUCCUGGCCGAACUGGUGUCAGUCAGAGAGCUCUGCGUCAAAAUGGACGCGGAGAAGGAAAUCGCCGCCCGGCAACUUUUACUCAAGAGCAUGGAACUUGAGAGGGCGAUGACAAGAGAGGAGGACGCUCUGACAGAGGCGGUUCUCAUCAAAGAGCACCUGGCCAGCGAGAAGCUGGUGGUGCGCAACAUGGAGGCCAUGCUGUCCACCAGUCGACAGGAGAUGUUCCAAGCCCACCAGGAGGUCAGCGAGAAAGAGGCGGAGCUUAAGGCCCUUCGCCAGAAGCUCGCCCUGGCCGACGAUAAGAUUGCGGCGCACGCCAGGGAGGUGACCAAUCUCCGGAGGAAAAUCGAUCAUCUCCAGACCGUGAUGGAAGUUUUGAGUCGCAAAGGCCAUGAGCGCAAUGCCCUCGAGGACACGCCCUCGCAAGAUGUUUCCUUCAGACCCCUGAGGGCCUCCUCGCCCUUAGACCACCAGCCCGCUUCUCAUCAGCCAGCCCCCGACACCUCAAUCCAAGAAGAAGAGGUCAGAUUUGGGCUUACCUGA